Stylophora pistillata is the source of this 628-nucleotide messenger RNA. Its product is annotated as putative nuclease HARBI1. NCBI's taxonomy places the organism in Eukaryota, Metazoa, Cnidaria, Anthozoa, Scleractinia, Pocilloporidae. The record is from RefSeq and is a predicted model, not a curated record.
AUGAGGACUCCAGUGGAUGUCAUAAAACAAGUUGCAGUCACGCUGUAUUACUUGAGUGAUGAGGGAAGGUUACGAAUGACAAACAAUGCUUUUGGUAUUUCAAGACAAGUUGUAUCUAAGAUUGUAGGUAAAGUAUAUAAGGCCAUCACUGUCCAUCUUGGAAAGAAGUAUAUAAAAUUUCCUUUCACAGAAGAAGAAGUGACAAACCUGGUGAAGAAGUUCCAUAGAGCACAUGGUUUUUUCCAGUGUUUAAGCGCCAUAGACGGGACUCAUAUACAAAUUAAACAGCCCAAAACCAACUCGACAGAUUAUAUCAACAGAAAAAGCCAUUGCACGUUAAAUGUUCAAACUGCAUGUGAUUAUAACUAUUGUCUUAUGGAUGUUGUAGUGAAGUGGCCAGGAAGUGUCCAUGAUGCCAGAGUCUUUUCCAAUUCAAAGCUCAGUUUCUUUCUUAAAAGUGAGACCAUCCCACCAGGUAGACGACAGGUGCCUCCUGAUGAAGAACCGAUUCCAGUUUUGCUGCUUGGAGACCCUGCAUACUCCCUGAUGCCAUAUAUUAUGAAGGAAUACUCAAAUGGUGGGUCCACAAUUCAAGAGCAGUACUUCGGCAUGACACUAUGCCAGUCAG